UGCCCCUAGGGAAGCGAAAAACGUUGCCCGCGCUUCCCUCCCCGCCCACCUCGCAGCCUCGCUCACUCGCUGGCCAGCAGCCGCCUGGACUGGAGGGACGGGGCAAUGCUCUUGGCGGCGCUUCUGCUGCUCCUCCUGCGCUGCUUUCGGGGACACGGAGGGAAGAUCCCAGCCCCGCCCGAGCGCGUGAGAUUCGUGGCCGAGACCUUUCAGCACGAGCUGCGCUGGGAGCCACCGAGCACCGGACACGGGCUCCUCCUGUACGACGUCCAGUACAUGCGAUACGGCAAGAUCGGCGGCUGGAACCCAGCGCUGAACUGCACGCGCGUCCGGAGCCACUCCUGCGACCUCUCCUACGAGACGCGGGAGCCCUCGAAGUCCUACUUCGCCAGAGUCCGGACGGUGACCGGGACGCGCGUUUCCAACUGGACCCAGACGAAUCGCUUCGAUCCCAAGACAGCAACUCCUCGACUGGCAGGAGUGAGCCUAUCACUUUCCCACAACGUGAUCCAAGUCAAGCUGCAACCUCCGACCAGCAGGUGGCACAAUAUAACCUAUGAGGACCUCUACCAGUGGGAGGAAUACCAUGUCCAUAUCCGGAAGGUGUCUGACAAUACCCAGUUUGAGUAUGUUAAGACCAACCUGGAGUUUAACCUCUCAUCGCUGUCAUGGGGAGAGCGCUAUUGCAUCAGUGUGGAGCCACGCGUGGUCUCCCAGCCAAGUCCUGGCAAGAGGACAGAGGAGCAGUGUAUCUCAAUACCCACUAAGGAAGACCAUGUAAGAUCCAUCCUCAUCUCCAGCUUGGCCCUCCUGACGGUGAUCGUCCUCUGUGGCCUGGGACUGGGAGCAGCCUGUGCCUAUGUGAGGAAACCCAAAGAGGCACCUCUCUUACUGAAAUCUCCCAUAAAGCACAGUCUGCACUGGGUGCCAAAGGAGAAGCCUCCACUCAGGAUGCAAGACUUGGUAUUGUGCUUAGAGGUGGAUGCCAUCCAGCCGCUCUCCUCCGUGGGGCCGAAGGACCCUGUCCACCUUAACAGCACAAAGUGUGGAAUGGGAGCAGCACCAGCACCACUGGAAGGUUGCUUCUGGCUGCCGACGCUGCUAACGCAGGGUGCAGUGCUCAGGAACCUGAUGGACAGCAGUGGCUGCAGCACAGACAGUGGCAUCUGCCUGCAGGAUCCUUCUGGCAGCCUGGGGAGGCUGUCUCUGGGAAGCAGUGAAGAGGGAGGCACCCAAGAGGACGAGAUGGGUGGCCUCAGCAAGGAGGAGCAGCUCUUGCUGGAGGCUCCCUCUUCUUCCAGUGGGACAGAGCAGGUGGCUCCAGAAGCUGAGGACCCACCCAAGGCCCAGAUAUUUUCUGGGUACCAGAAGCAGUCAGGGACACCUUCAGAGAUAUUGGGCUGCUCCCAGCCUCCCCUCAGCACAGAGGAGAUGACCCCUUUGGAGCCCGUCUUGGCUACUGGGUACUUGAAACAGGCCUCCGUCUGUGCUCCCUCUGGCCUUGCAAGGGACAGGACUUUUACCAAUGACUUUCUUGGCAGAACAGAGCAACAGAAAGAGCCCUUCCCUCCCAGCAUCCCCCUGGAGCAGCUGGGAUUGCCCCUUGAAUUCCCCAAGACCCUCUUGGCGUUGGGCUUCUUUGAGCAAGAGCUGGCGAGCUCCUCUUCACACAUCUCCCCACAAGCGAACUCUGUUCCGCAGCUGAGCCUCGGUGUCCCAACACUCCCACAAUACUGGGUGCAAGGACUGCCCCCCAAUAAGCUGAGUCAAUGGGAGAUAGCACAGCUCUAAUGGAGCCACAGAGAGAGGUGGGGGCUGCAGGGUGGAAGGGACAGGAUCGGGGACCCUCCUGACCGUCCCUUUCUGUUGGGCAGAUAGAGCUCUAGUUCUGACAUCCCUUCCCCGUGAUACACUUUUCCUCUGUCCCCAAAACCCAUACGUGUAAACCAGCAUGUUUUAUUCUAGUCACAGACAUAAAACAUGCAGCAGGAAGGAGGCUGAUGACGCCAGAUGUUUCUGAGAAGCUCUGGGACCCGAAUGCAAGAAGGGAGGUCAAGGCAGUGGUGCAUGUCAGCCUGAAAAGGUCUGCCGCAACUAGAGGAAGGUAGCUGUGGGCGGUGGAAGGAGAGGACACUUCACACAUCAUUGGGGUUGUCUCUGCAACACUGAGCACUGGUAGCUUGUUGCUGGCAACAGCUGCAGUGUCUUCAGGAUGAGUGUGUGUGUGUGUGUCCUUUCCUACAAAGCGCGCAGAGAUUCCUCAGCUGCCUACCAUUCAUUUUGGGGCAGACAUCAUUACCCUUGCAUUUAGCUUUGGAGAUAGAAAGGAUGGUGACCCCAUCGUAAGCAAUAGACACAGACUCAGCAGGACUGGCCUGUGCCUUUCUGAAGUGGUGGUCCCUUUGCUGGCCCUGAGCCAACCUGCCACCCCCUCCUCCUCCCUGUACAGCAGUGAGAAGCUUUGAGCCCAGAAAGCCCAGUUUCAGCCUCUGAUGUCAGCCAGAGGUGCUCAGAGACGAAGGAAGCCGUUGGAUCUGCCCUUGGCAGCAGCAAAGGGCCCUUCCAGACGAUUCAGAAGAUAGACUUGCCUCCUCCUUAGUGAGGGAACUUGCACUAGCCCAGAUUCAGCCCCCUUUGCAAUGCCAGGGCCAGCCAAGGAUGCCCUGCCUUGGCCACUGAUGUGAAGGGUGCUAAGAAAUAUAUUUGUUCAGCUGGGCACUGGCUUCCAUGCCCAAUCUCACCUUGCCAGCCCUACAUUUUCUUAGGAAGAGGAUUCAGUGAGCUUCUUUCAGGAUUAGUACGAUUAUAGGGAGGUCGCUAAAUGUUCAAAAUAUUUUGUACAAACUGACUUUAUUUAUUUUAUUUAUUUUGUAAAUCUAUUUGGAGCAUACAAGGU
This is a messenger RNA of Podarcis raffonei (Aeolian wall lizard), 2896 nucleotides long. RefSeq names its product interleukin 10 receptor subunit alpha (gene IL10RA). Lineage: Eukaryota; Metazoa; Chordata; Lepidosauria; Squamata; Lacertidae. The coding region runs from base 106 to 1791 and encodes 561 amino acids. The transcript is spliced from 7 exons. Gene Ontology annotation, molecular function: protein binding. The record is from RefSeq and is a predicted model, not a curated record.